ACCUUGGACACUGAACUACUUUUAAUUUACUCUCCAACUCGAGGAGGAAAAGAAGUUUGUGUCUUCGUGUCAAAAUGGCCGUCCACGAAACUUUGCGGCUUCAUUCGACCACGGAGAAAUUCUUCUUGGAACCUCUGGAUGCCAUUGACCAGGAAUUGGUUGUAAUUGACCGAGUAUCACAAGAUAUUUCCUUAGAAGCCAAUCGGGGUCAGAUACCACCAAAUGCUGUGACAAAAACGAUCUACGGAGUCUAUGGAAUCAUAAGGCUCCUUGAAGGUCCUUACCUGAUUGUGAUCACAAAAAGAAGUAAAGUUGGCGAGGUCGCUGGCGACACAAUAUGGAAAAUCCUGGACACCGAGUUGAUCUCAUACAAAAAGACGACCCUGCAUCUCAACGAACAGCAGAUCCAGGACAACAAGACAUAUCUGUCGAUGAUUGACCUACAGCUCAAGACGGACGGACACUACUAUUCGACAUCAUAUGACAUCACACACACAUUACAACGACUCCAUAAUACUAGCCCAGAGUUCGUUCAGAUGCCGCUGCAUGAGAGGGCUGAUCAGAGGUUUAUAUGGAAUGCCCACAUGCUACGUGAGCUUGCUCAACAGCCUGAACUGGCCAGGUAUUGCCUGCCUGUCCUACAUGGAUUCGUUGCAAUCAAAUCUUGCAUCAUCAAUGGUCAGGCAAUGGACUACAUUCUGAUCACACGGCGAUGCUGUUUCCGGGCGGGCACCCGCUACUACAUGAGAGGGUUGGACGCCGAGGGGUACGCGGCCAAUUUUGUCGAGACGGAACAGAUUAUAUCUGUUGAAGGGAAUAGGUGCUCGUUUGUACAGACCCGCGGCUCCAUACCGAUGCUUUGGUCGCAAAGACCUAAUCUUAAAUACAAACCUACUCCUGUGAUAAGUAAUACCCAAAGCCAUAUUGAGGCUUUUAAUAAUCAUUUUGAUAGUCAAAUCUACAACUAUGGGAAACAAGUCCUAGUGAAUCUUGUCAACCACACAGGGUCUGAGAACCUGUUGGAGAAAGCUUUUGCUCAGAUAGUCACAAAUGCCCAGAACAAGAAUAUCAGGUACGAAUCGUUCGAUUUCCACCACGAGUGUAGUAAGAUGAGAUGGGAUCGCUUAUCAAUACUAGUUGAUAGAUUAGCAGAAGAUCAGAAAAGAUUUGGUUUCUUCAUGAUGAAGAAAGAUGGGCAUGUGGUAUGUCAGCAGGAGGGAUUGUUCCGUUCAAACUGCAUGGACUGUCUGGAUAGAACCAAUGUUGUGCAGAGUCUUCUGGCACGUGUGAGUUUGCAGAGUCAGUUAGAGCGAUUAGGAGUACUGCAAGCUGGUCAGAAAGUAGAAAAUGAGACUCACUUUGAAUUCGCCUUCAAAAAUAUAUGGGCAGACAAUGCUGAUGCCGUAUCCGUGCAGUAUGCAGGCACUGGAGCGCUGAAGACAGACUUCACAAGACUCGGGAAGCGUACGAAGUUUGGACUUCUCCAAGACGGGUGGAAUUCAGCGCUAAGAUAUUUCAAGAAUAAUUUCAGUGAUGGGUUCAGACAGGAUUCCAUAGAUCUCUUCUUAGGUAAUUACAUCGUGGAGGAAAGCGAAGGUAUAACGAAACAGUCUCCUUUUAAAGUUGACAAAGAUUGGAAAUUCUAUGCUCUACCAACCAUCUUUGUUGUUGCAUUUGCCAUGCUGCUGAUAUGCAUCCUCAUUCCGGAUGAGCACCUGAGUGAGCAGUUCAUGUACAUGCUUUUCUGGGGGACAGGAAGCUUCGUGUCGCUUGCUGCCAUCUAUAUGUACGGGACGGAAUUUGUCAAUCGGCCGAAACUGUCACAGGUCAAGGUCAAAGAAGAUUAGCUAGAAUCCAGGGGACCAGGCGGGCCAUUCCUAGUUUAAAAUGUUUUUAUAAAAUUGAUUCUUUUUUUGCUAAUAACCCUUUCUUUGCCGACAUUUUGACUUGUUUAAACAAAGCAGUGGACUUUGAUAGCACUCCGCAUUCGUGACCUAACAGUUUUUGGUUAUUUAGAUCUCCAACAAAAUUGUGCGUUGUGUGACAGAGGCUUGACGUAAAUUUUUUCUGAGUUUUAAUAUUGAUAUUUGUGACGAAAAGUUGUUUCUCAACCAUUCCAAAACAAUACAAGGACCUGAGUGUCUCCAUUUUCAGCUUUAAAUAAAACAGAGAAUAAGAAAUCAAAAUGAACUAGUCUGCAGUAAAAGCGUAAUUUAUUUGCUUUUUAGGCCUACUUAUAUUUUGUUUAAAAUAGUACUUUAAGAAAAUACACUUAUCUAUGUCAAGGUUAUAGGAAAUUAUUGUAUGCUUUGAAUUCAUAGGAAAAACUGAUAUGAUAUGAUAGUAUGAUAUUGUAAAGACUACUACAAUAGUGCACAUUAAAUUAUUCAUUACUUUGAGGCCCUUUUCAAACAUAUAACACGCAAUUCACAAUAUGUUGUUUCUCUGUCUCUUUGGGAAAUACAUCUAUAUUUCUGGUAAGACACUUCAUGACAGAAUAGUUUUUAGCAUGCUUUUGUUUUUAAAUACGUUCCCAAUCAAAUUGACUUUGUAUCUUUGAAGAAAAAGGUAUAUACCGAAUUUGAGGCGUAUCCACUUGUGCUGUAGGUCACCUCUUGUCCUCGUGUUAAGAUUUUCUUUUCCAUUUUACUGGGAUGUCCCGCUUUUGUGCGCAUUUUUUUCUGCAUUGUGAUACUUUCUCGUAUUUGUUAACCAGUUUGCAGGAGGUACAUUACGUACAACAGUCUUUAGAGAAGUUGAUUUGCAACUCUAACUCUUGUUUAAUUAAAGGUGACUUCACAAUAUGGUUAGUUUACUACUGGUGACUUCACCAUUUAGUCUAUUUUACUGGUGACAUCACCCUUUGGUCAUUGUUCUAUCAGGUAAAUCACUAUUUCAUCAAUUUAGUUUAUGGUAAAUGGUCUUUCUUUUGGUAGAAAGAAUCAAGGUUUCAAGUAUCAGUCACAAUGCAGAAAAUAUUGUGUUCCUUUAUUGUUGACCUUCACCUUUCAGGCACUGAUUUGUCAAAAGGUCGGAUGUCGGCGAUAUGACCUUGCCACGGAGGUCAUUGUCUCCUGGAUUAUAGCAAAAUCUGUGGCGUAGACUUCUUGUCUCAGCUGGUGCAUAAUUUGUCAAUGUGAUAUUUUUUAAACGAAAUUUUGUAAAAAAAUUUACCUUUAAAGGGUGAAAAAUGUUGAGACACACAGCAUGAAAAAUGCCGUUUACACCAUGUGUAAAUCCAAUUUUACCCAAGGAGUAAAGUUGAGUUCACCCAUGGGAUGUGUCUCAUGUUAAGACACAUUAUGACCGAGCGCAUUAAUCAAUAAAACAUCAUGUUCAACUAGGCCAUAGCAACUCCUUUAAAGGUAAAUGAUUCUGUAAAAAUUAGCAACAUAGAACUAAUCUUUAAGCCGUGAAAUUUUCCCCAGGCAAAAAGUUGGCAAGUUUUGUAAUUUUUUGUGAAAAUUUCAGGCUUUAAUGUAGGCUAGGUAGGCCUAUCUCAUUCUGUUGUCAAUAACUGUGGCCAGGUCAGUAGGUUUUACAUGUAGUUAGGUGUACUGUACUACGAAGUCAUCUGUGCAAUUAUAAGUUUUGCUCAAUAGAUGUCUGGCAUGAUAUUAUCAGUGUGCACGAUUUAGGCAGUCUCGCAUAGAGAGCCAUAUAUUCGAUUUGGAGUUGGACUUUCUAGGUUUUGUUUGUUCAAGAUUUACAAGAAUAUGUUGUUUGUCUCCCUAUACCCUACACUAAUGACUGAUAAACAUUAACUUGACCAAAACAUGGUCUUAUUUCUCAACUGGUUUAUCCAUUCAUGCAUGAUCAUCACUAUAGCGAUGAUCCAAAUUCAACAUUUUAACUUGCUGAACUUUAUGUUGCAGUGUAAAUCAAUCAUAAAUUGCUCUAUUUAAUGUAAUUGAUAUUGUAAUGAUAAAUAGCCCAUUUGCAGUGAUGAAUCAAUAAAUAAGUUAUUCUCA
Messenger RNA from Lineus longissimus, 3971 nucleotides. Its product is annotated as phosphatidylinositol-3-phosphatase SAC1-like. The transcript has 16 exons. The record is from RefSeq and is a predicted model, not a curated record. The coding region runs from base 75 to 1847 and encodes 590 amino acids. NCBI's taxonomy places the organism in Eukaryota, Metazoa, Nemertea, Pilidiophora, Heteronemertea, Lineidae. Gene Ontology annotation, molecular function: phosphatidylinositol-4-phosphate phosphatase activity. Gene Ontology annotation, cellular component: endoplasmic reticulum. Gene Ontology annotation, biological process: phosphatidylinositol dephosphorylation.